AUGAAGUGCUGGUGGGGUCGUCACUCCGACUUGGGUCUGGAAGACAAGGCCAAAGAGAACUUUGAAGACCUCACGGGCCGCAUCCCUUUGCUGUUGAACGGGUGCGUGGCACGUGGAAAGAUUAACCUUUCACCACUCCAGAAAGUCGCGGACAAAGUCGUGAUAUUCAUCGACGAUGUCAAACUGAAAACGCUGAAUGAGGGUAAUGAUGUCCGAUGGACUAGGUAUUGCGAGUUCGUGAACGCUUUCUUUCUCGGCCUUCGCGUGCAGACUGUCAUUUUCCAGACACCCGACCUCGUCGACUAUCGUUUUUUCUUCGGACGCGAAGACGAAUGCGAAGACGAAGUCAAUGGCAGACGCACAUAUGUUACUGGCGGCUGUUCUUGCGGUGUGGUCCGCAAAGCAGUAGCAAAUACCCUCGUCCAAUAUCAACAAUAUUUCAUCAAUGCCAAGUUUCUGGAUGCAAUGUCGACAUUUUAUAACAACCCAUCGACGCUGGGGUUUUUCAUGGAGUACGCCGUUCUGUACUACUUGAAAAAAAGAGGAGAACGGCGCAAGAAGCAAAGAGAGCAGAGCAGAAAGCACCAAAAGAGGCAGAAAAAGAAGCAAAGGUACAGGAGCAAGCAACCAGAGGAACAGCGGCACAGCCCGGGAGACGGCGUGGGAAAGGACGAGGGAGGGCAUGAAAGGGAGCUGCAGAAUCGGUUACGGUUAGGUGACGGGAGGGAGAUCAAUCAGAUCUACAUAUUCCACGUCCUUGUUCAGCCAGGAUGUUAA
Molecule: messenger RNA, 777 nt
Organism: Rhinocladiella mackenziei CBS 650.93
Lineage: Eukaryota; Fungi; Ascomycota; Eurotiomycetes; Chaetothyriales; Herpotrichiellaceae
Exons: 2
Coding region: 1-777 (258 amino acids)
Source: RefSeq, a predicted model, not a curated record